Molecule: messenger RNA, 1772 nt
Organism: Schistosoma turkestanicum
Lineage: Eukaryota; Metazoa; Platyhelminthes; Trematoda; Strigeidida; Schistosomatidae
Source: the annotation of a GenBank genome assembly
AUGACCGGAAACGACAUCCAACUAAACUAUCUUUCAUUGGGAAGACGAUUAUCAAUUAUCACUAAGGCACAAUAUCGAUAUGAAGGAAUAAUUGCAGGCAUCAAUCUAAUUGAAGGUGUGUUGACUUUGCAAAAUGUACAUUUUCAUGGUAUUGAAAAUCGGAAACCUCCUGACGGUACAUAUACUAUUGGAAAUAAAGCGUCCAUAGUUGGAACAGUUUUUGAUGCAAUCGCAUUUAGAAAAUCUAAUAUUUAUCAAAUGUGGCCAUUGGAUGAUAAAAAGUCACUUCGAAAUGAAUCGCAUGAUAAAGCUGUGGUCAAAACAGCUGCAUUAGAUGACAGUCGUCGAAAGAGACGAAGACGACAGACUACUUGGUAUUAUGCUCCCACACAACACAACGGCUCAAUUAAAAAAAGUUCAUUUCGAAAUAAACACACCAAUGCAGAUUUGUCAGUUGUGAAUACACACAGAAAUUCAACAAAUCAACGUGCCAUCCGACAACCACCAACACUCGUCACAUACUCUCGUAAAGGUCGAAAUGGCCUAUCAAUACCGAAUCAAAGAGACUAUAUACCCGUCAUCCCGAUUGUCACACAUCCGCCAAAUCUAUACAACAAAUCUGCUCAUCCUUUCAACACACGAUAUUCUAACAAGAAACAAAAUCAACAUAUGCGAAUUCCAAACAACAACUACACACACCAUAUUCACAACAGCAGUGUCAAUCCAUAUGGUGGAGUGUAUAUUUAUUUACCUCCUCAAGUGCCAACAACAUUUCAACAACGAUCGUUCAACUUUGUAGCUCCUCCGGUCAGGCGGACUAAACGUCGUGUGUUCGAAAGAAGAAAGGCGACCACAAUCAAUUCCAGUGUGCAAUCUGAUCUCACUAAACCAUACGAUUUCGAAAUGGCAAAUGCUGAACUGGCAGCAGAGUUGGCCAAAAUAAAACUCAAUCCAGAUAACGAUCCACCAGUAAGUCGAGAACACUCGACAGCAAACAAGAUUGCAUCCACUCUUGUUGGUAAAGUUAUUAGUGAACGACCAAUAACGUCCACAACAACCAAUGAUGCUUCAAGACUAUCAACCAGUGUCAAUAGUCCAUCAUCUGGAGAUUCACCUACAGGAGCAGUCAGUUCCACAACUCUCAACAACAUAAACGGAAACAUCACUGAAAAUAAUAGUUCAUCUCAUCACAGUAACGGAACCCUUUCUAAAGGUGAAUACUGUGCACGAGAAAAGUGCUUUUACGAUCAGAUCAGUAGACCAGAAGCAAGACCAAGGCAAGCAGCCACAGGCAAUUACAACGUUCACAAUGAACGAAGCAAAUAUAAGAAAUCAUCGAAACAUCAUCAUGUUACUGGUACAGCAACACUUGAACGAGAAGCCAAACUAGGUGCUACAACGUUUCCUGUCAACUUUACUACUACUUCAUCAAGUAAAAGAGAACGUUUACUGAAUCAGCAGGAUACUACUUUCAAUCCUAUGCAGUUAGAAAGUAUUGUUGCGUUCAUUGAAAAAGUGUUAGUCCCGCUGGUGGCUUAUUGGUUUCUACAUCAGCCUAAAAAAACAGCACUCAACUGGAUAAAGCUAAUAAUACGAAAAUUUUUUAUUCCAGUACUUCAACGUAGUCGAUUGGCUAUUUGAUAGGAAGGAUUAUUAUGUGUGAACAACAAUGUGUUACAUAAUUGCAUUUUGCGUGACUGUGAUUUACAUUUAUUAAUUUUAACUAUUAAAGUCAUAAUAUUUCCUGUGUUGCUUCAAAUAAAUAAACAGAU